AUGUCAUCAUCAAUGGAUCCUCUCUCGAUUUCUCCCAAAAUCUCCAAGAUAAGGCACAGGCACAGAUGUGUUGCGUGCUACAAGAUGUUCAAUAGACGCGAACACCUUGUUGAGCACAUGAAGAUUGCAUACCAUUCCCUUCAUCAGCCUCGCUGUGCGGUUUGCCUCAAGCACUGUAAAUCCUUCGAAUCUGUUCGGGAACACCUUAACGUUCCGGACCAUCUAUUCAAAGGAAACUGCAAAGACGUUUUCUCCAAACGAGGCUGUACUCUCUGUCUUCAAGUCUUUGAGGAAGCCACUAAUCUGGCUGAGCAUCAGAAAAUGUGUCACCUGUCUGCUCCUCGUCUUCUUGGAACAGCUAGCCAAGGGAAUGAGGUCAAUGCUUCUCGGCCACGUAGGGUAAACACAAGUGGCACACGCCUGAAGGCAGUGGCAAUUGACUGUGAAAUGGUUGGUGGUGGUGAGGACGGGUCAAUUGAUCUGUGCGCAUCCAUUUGCAUGGUUGACGAAAACGAGAAUGUGAUCCUUUCCACUCACGUCCAACCACAAGUCCCUGUUACUAGUUACAGAAACGAGGUAACUGGACUGACUGCAGAAGAUCUGAAGGAUGGUAUACCACUUCAGGAUGUACGAGAAAGGGUUCUCUCAAUCUUGUGCAAUGGACAUAACGAUGGGACCGGGAGGCUUCUCCUUGUUGGUCAUGACCUCAAGCAUGAUAUGAACUGCUUGAAGCUCCAAUAUCCUAGCCAUUUGUUGAGAGACACAGCAACAUACAGGCCAUUGAUGAAGACAAAUCUUGUAAGCCAAUCACUGAGGUACCUCACAAAGUCAUAUCUCGGAUACAAGAUCCAAUGCGGGAAGCACGAGGCUUACGAGGACUGUGUAUCAGUGAUGAGACUGUACAAGAGAAUGCGGGACCAAGAGCAUGGAUUUUGUGGUAAGGCAGAAGGAGAUGAUGGUCUAAACUCGUGGAAACAAAGUGAUCUUGAGAAGAUGAAACCAGAGGAACUGUACCGUAACUCGAGAUCAGACUAUCGCUGCUGGUGCCUUGACUGA
Molecule: messenger RNA, 1056 nt
Organism: Arabis nemorensis
Lineage: Eukaryota; Viridiplantae; Streptophyta; Magnoliopsida; Brassicales; Brassicaceae
Source: the annotation of a GenBank genome assembly